This is a messenger RNA of Xiphias gladius (swordfish), 1906 nucleotides long. RefSeq names its product PTK6 protein tyrosine kinase 6b (gene ptk6b). Lineage: Eukaryota; Metazoa; Chordata; Actinopteri; Istiophoriformes; Xiphiidae. The coding region runs from base 201 to 1721 and encodes 506 amino acids. Gene Ontology annotation, cellular component: extrinsic component of cytoplasmic side of plasma membrane. Gene Ontology annotation, biological process: cell surface receptor protein tyrosine kinase signaling pathway; innate immune response; cell differentiation. Gene Ontology annotation, molecular function: non-membrane spanning protein tyrosine kinase activity; signaling receptor binding; ATP binding. The record is from RefSeq and is a predicted model, not a curated record. The transcript is spliced from 8 exons.
GUUCGCCGUCAGUCCUCCGAGCGCCGCAGCCACGGGAUUGACCCGGCUACAGUUUCUCCGUGAGGCAUUCCGAGGAUUCCUGGCGCGCCGUCCUCUCUACCUGUCCGACAGGUGUAGGCGGCCGGCCCGCCCGACGCGCACGGAGGCAGCGGGCGUGGGAAGGCGACUCUGAGCGGGGGGGGGGCCUCUCAUGGUCAUCCAUGGGUGAGUGUCUGCGGAGAGCUUGUCCAUGUCUGGAAGCGCUGUGGCAGAGGAUUUUCAGCGAGAAAAAGGCUUCCCCUGGAGGAAGGGCAGGACGCGACGGCUGCGGCGACGGCGGCGACGGCGGCGGCGAGGUGAGACCGCCCAGCCCGGAGCCGCAGCCGCAGGAGCAGGUGCCCGAGAGCGGCGCUAUCUACACGGCCGUGUGGCCGUUUGAAGCCCGGCACGAGGACGAGCUGUCGUUCCAGGAGGGGGAUCUGUUCAGUGUCAUCUGCCGCAGCGGGGACUGGUGGACCGCACGGAAGAUCGACAGGAACGGGCGCGUCCUGGACACCGGGAUAGUCCCCAAUAACUACCUGACCAGAGCCGAGUCCCUGAAAAUGCAACCAUGGUACUUUGGGAAAAUGAACCGCUUUGAGGCCCAAAGCCACCUGCAGGGACCAGGAAACGAAGAGGGAGCCUUCCUCAUCCGACACAGUGAGAAAGACGACGUUGGAUACGUUCUCUCAGUGAGGUCGAGCACCCGGGUGAAGCAUUUUAAAAUCCACCAAGCGGAUGAGAGUAAUUAUUACGUGGAGCACAACCACCGCGUCAGCUCUCUGACUGACCUGGUGGAGCACUACAGCACCAAUAGCCUGAACAACACAUGCAGACUGGGAAGCCCCUGCAAGAGGAAAAAGCCCAACACCCCAGACUUGAAUCAUUUUACGGUGGAUGAGUGGGAGCUCCCAAAAGAAGAGUUCACCCUGGAUGAGGAGCUGGGCAGCGGCUACUUCGCUGAUGUCUACCGGGGACGCUGGAAAAACCAUAUUAAUGUCGCCAUCAAGAUCAUCAAAAGUGACUCUGAGAUGAACCACCGUGAGUUUCAGAGGGAAGUUCAGAUCCUAAAGUGUCUCCGGCAUCGUCAUCUCAUCUCUCUGUUCGCCGUCUGCACAGCCUCAGCACCUUACUACAUCAUCACCGAGCUGAUGGAGAAAGGCAGCCUGCUCAACUUCCUCAGAGGUCCAGAGGGGCAGCAUCAAGACACUGCGUCACUCAUUGACAUGGGCGCCCAGGUGGCUGAUGGGAUGUCGUACCUGGAGGAGCAGAACAGCAUCCACAGAGAUUUGGCGGCUCGUAACGUCCUGGUGGGAGGAGACUACAUCUGCAAGGUGGCCGACUUUGGACUGGCCAGAGUGAUCAAGGAGCCGUUCUACAUCACUGAAGAUAAAAAGAUUCCCUACAAGUGGAGCGCUCCCGAGGCCAUCAGCCACGGAAAGUUCUCCAACAAGUCGGAUGUCUGGUCUUUUGGCAUCUUGCUCUAUGAGAUUAUCACCUAUGGAGGCAUUCCUUACCCAGCUUUUAGCAACCAAGACGUGUACCAGCAGGUUACCAAAGGAUACAGGAUGCCGGCUCCGGCCAAGUGCCCCGACUUUUUCUAUCAAGUCAUGCUGAAAUGUUGGAGCGCCGAGCCGGACGACAGGCCACAUUUCAAGUCCCUCAAGGUCCAGCUGGACAGCAGCUCCUAUGAGCUGGAGUGACCGCCCCCUGACUUCCUGCGGCACAUGCUCCACGCCACAGAGGGGCAGCAGAGAGUCCAAUAUUGAGCAGGGGCCGAUUUUUCGCUGAGGACUCUUAAAAAUCCAGAAAGUAAAACAAUAGACAGGCUUUUGUAUAGAAUGACUCAGUGUGUGUGUUGGUAGUGUGCAAUCCUAAAAAGCAUGAU